Molecule: messenger RNA, 1815 nt
Organism: Aspergillus candidus
Lineage: Eukaryota; Fungi; Ascomycota; Eurotiomycetes; Eurotiales; Aspergillaceae
Product: glycosyltransferase family 31 protein
Exons: 2
Coding region: 348-1688 (446 amino acids)
Cellular component (GO): membrane
Molecular function (GO): glycosyltransferase activity
Source: RefSeq, a predicted model, not a curated record
AAUUUCCUCCGACGGAAAAGACAACCUGAAUUUUAUCUGUGAUCCGUAUACGAACCACCGACUCGACAAAAGCUUCGCCUUUUCCCACCUCUUGAUCCUUUUUUUUUUGGUCGAUUCUAGGUCCUCGUCUCUCUCGCCCCCAUCUCCGCUCCCCCCUCCCGUCUCCGCUCCUUCCUCUCCCUCGCAGCCGUCAGUUGCCUCCUCCCCUGCGGUGCGCCUCGCAACCUCCGUCCCUCAUUGUCAGCAAGGACCCCCCGGGAAACCAUGUUAGCUGGCUUGAUCACCUACGAGGAUCGGUUAUAAUAUUUCCCUACUAUACACACGUCCAGCUUCAGGUUCUGGUGAGCAUGGCUACUCGCCGGGUUUUCCGCCGCCGCGCCCCCCUCAUCGCCUCCGUGCUGGGCCUCUUCCUCCUCUACCACUUCUUCUCCACCCUCGAACCGCGACAACGGCAAUCCCAACCCAUCGAUGAGCGCAGUGGCUCCCCGUGUCCACCUCUUCCGGGUAUGGAAGAUGUCUUGGUCGUUUUGAAAACCGGCGUCACCGAGGCCAGGGACAAGGUCCCCGUCCAUUUCGACACCACCCUUCGUUGUGUCCCCAACUUCGUCAUCUUCUCCGACUUCGCCGAGGAAAUCCAGGGCGUACAAAUACACGAUGCCUUGGCGAACAUGGACGAUGAGGUCAAGCGGUCGGUGCCCGACUUUGAUAUCUACAACCGCAUCCAGGAGCUCGGCCGAGCGGGACUCGAGCGCGACGACUUUGCGGAUGAGGCCAACUCCGCCAUCGGGAAGCCCAACAACCCCGGCUGGAAGUUGGACAAGUGGAAGUUUCUGCCCAUGGUGCAGGAAACCCUCAAAUACAAGGGCGAUGCCAAGUGGUACGUGUUCAUGGAGGCCGACACCUACUUCUCGUGGCCGACGCUGCUCGAGUGGCUGGCCCAUUUCGACCAGACGAAGCCCUGGUAUAUUGGCACCGAGACCCAGAUCGCCGAUGUCAUCUUCGCGCACGGUGGAUCGGGCUUCGCCGUCUCCAAACCCGCCAUGCAGCUGGUGUCGGACGCCUACACCACCCGCAAUGUCGAGUUGAACGAGUAUACGGACAUCCACUGGGCCGGCGACUGCGUCCUGGGCAAGGUGCUCUCGGACGUGGGCGUGCCGCUGCACUACUCGUGGCCUAUCCUGCAGAAUUCUAACGUCGGGGAACUGGACCAAUUCACCCAAGGGUUCUACCGCCGGCCGUGGUGCUUCCCCGCGGUUGCUUUUCACCACCUGCAGGCCAAGGACAUUCAAGACCUCUGGGCUUUUGAAACCCAACGCUGGCGUGCCGCCGAACAAGCAGCGCAGACCCGCUCCAUCUUCCGACCCCAGCUCACCCGCAAACGCAUCCUCCUCCAUAGCGAUAUCUUCAAAGAACUCAUCUUCCCGGCCCUGUCCGGCUCGCGCGAGAAGUGGGACAACCUGUCUGAUGAGGAGCACUCCGAGAUCAGCUCCUUCCGCGAAUGCCAGCGCCUCUGCGAAAAAAACGACGAGUGCACGCAGUUCGCCAUCCGCGAGCGCAAAUGCUACACGGGCAAGCACCCGCGAUUGGGCGUGGCUCAUGGGGACACCCGUAGCGGAUGGCUGGUUCCGCGGGUCGAGAAGAUGAUGAAUAGCGCACCGUCUUGCUCGACCAUUGAAUGGGGUGCAUGAUCCCCUUCUUCCUCCGUUCGACCAUCCUUUCCCGAGAUACACACCAGAAACCUAUCCUAUACAUCAUCUCCCGAACAACUCGACAUCAAACCACGCCUCCCUCCAAGAGGGAUCACUCUUCGUGAAA